CACUGCGCAUGCGCGGCUCAGGGAGCACGCAGCACGGCGAUAAGAGCCGAAGAUGUCGGCUUGGUCAUGUGAUCAGCUGUGUCCAAUCACAGCUGAUCACAUGGGAUAUGUACAUUGAUCAUCAGGGCACUGAUGAUCAGUGUGCCCUGAUGAUCAGUGUGGCCCCAGAAGUGCCACCUGUCAGUGUCCAUCAGUGCCACAUCCAUGCCACAUAUUAGUGCAUACCAGUGCACAUCAAUGCCACAUAUCAGUGCCCAUCUGAGCUGCCUUUCAGUGUCACCCAUCAGUGCCAGUCAGUGCCACCUAUCAAUGCCAAUCAGUGCCACCUAUCAGUGCCACCUG
This is a messenger RNA of Staurois parvus, 342 nucleotides long. Lineage: Eukaryota; Metazoa; Chordata; Amphibia; Anura; Ranidae. The record is from the annotation of a GenBank genome assembly.